Trypanosoma theileri is the source of this 1578-nucleotide messenger RNA. RefSeq lists its product as uncharacterized. Lineage: Eukaryota; Euglenozoa; Kinetoplastea; Trypanosomatida; Trypanosomatidae. The record is from RefSeq and is a predicted model, not a curated record. Bases 1 to 1578 code for a protein of 525 amino acids. The transcript has a single exon.
AUGAUUCACUUUACCCUGUUGUUGCUUAUCUCGCUUCUUAUUUCCUUCUUGGCGUUGGAAGCAUCGGCAGAUCUGCCAGUGAUGCAAUACUCACAGGGAAAGAGACGAGUAAUGAACUGCAACAAGUACGCCGAAUCACUGAUUGACUGUGACCGUGAGAGUUAUAAGAUAACGCUUCUCGUCUAUAGUGCUCCUGGUCUUGUUGUGGCUGCCGUUAUGAUUAUUGCCACUAUAGUUUACGGUAUUUGUAAGUACAUAUUUAAUUGCUGUGGUGGUAGGAAACAAUCUCCUAAUUUUUGCUUUCCAUUAAAGGGAUAUCCAGCAAAGUAUAGUAAAAGUGAUCUUCUUCGUCCAUUUAUUCUGGUGGUGAUUUCUUUCCUUAUGAGUUUGGCAGCCUGUAUUUGGGGUUGUGUUUCACAAACUCAUAUGAGCUCACAUUUAAGUGAAAUAAAAAGUAUUACAAGCUCUUCAAUAGGAAAAGUAGAGGAUUUAACCGCUGGAAUUAUUAAUGGUAUGAAUGUAAUGAAAUAUGAUCCUGUUACUGAUACCACAUAUAAUGUUUCACUUAUUAAAUCAAGUGUAAAUGGUGAAGUUAUUAUAUCAUCCAUGACGAAUGUAGAGAAUUAUUUUUCCAAUAUGGUAAAGGAUAAUUUUAUUUGGCUUAUUGAAUUAUUUCAAUCAUACAAAUGGGUCGCAUAUAUUAUAUUUAUUAUUCCCACAAUGGUUUCUUUUUGUGGAGUUAUAAUUGCAGUAUUGAGUUAUCGCCGAUACGCGUCUAUGUGUAUUCUUUGGCUCAUGGCAAUCCUUGGUUGUCUUGUAUGGGCUUCCAAUGGUUUCUAUGCUGCUUCCUCGUUUUUAAUGAAAGAGAGUUGUUUUGAAGUUUCUGAAUUCACAAACCGACGAACGAAUGUUCUCAAGGCAAUUUCAGAAUGUACUGAAGAAAAUUUUAGUAACACCCUCGGUAAUUUAAACACUAUUCUUUAUAAUGAAUCACAAAAUAUAUGUACCGAACUAAAGCCAUAUUGUUAUGAUAAAACCAUGACACCUUCUUUUAAUUUGGGCCUAAAACAAGUUUUUGACUGUCCAGUAAGUAUGCCCUGUACAACACUGAAAGACAACAUGUUGUUAUCAUGGCUACGAACUUCACUUUACACAGCACCGGAUAUUAUAAAUGAUCCCUCUGCAAAUGCGACUGCGGCUGCACAGGGAUAUACUUGUACUUCAGCCCCUGGACAGUUAUGUGAUUUAUCAACCUGUGCAACCUCGUGUACAGUAAAUGGUGUGUUAAGUGAAGUUGGAAAGUUUAGUAAGCGUGCACUGUACGAUUUUAACGGUGUGGCUUCAUCACGGUAUGUGGUAGACACUGUAUGGGGUCAAAUAUCAAGUUGUGAUGCUCUACUCUCUGAUCUCAUACCGUCAAUAAAUCCAUCUUGUCAGAAUCUCGUAGAUGAUUCCUUUAAUUUACUUCAAAGUUCAGGAUUGAUGGGUCUUGCAAUUAUCAUUGCUCUUUUCGGGUACGGAAUAGGUGCAAAACGCUUUAUUCCCUUCAAUCAAGCGUACAUUCCACAGAAAGACUGA